AUGGGCCUGGCCCCAGAUAGGGAUCCCGAGAGGACGAGCACCCACAUGAUCUCGGCGGAUGAUGCCGAGUACCCACGGGAAUACCGGACCUUGGGCAACGGCACCCGACGCUUCUCCAACGUAGGGCUGGUGCACACCUCGGAGCGCCGGCACACCGUCAUCGCUGCCCAGAGCCUGGAGGCUCUCACCGGGCUCCAGAAGUCAGAGAUGGAGCGCAAACGGGAUGCCUUCAUGGACCACCUGAAGAACAAGUACCCGCAGCAUGCGCUGGCGCUCCGGGGACAGCAGGAGCGCAUAAGGGACCAGCAACCCAACUACUGGAGCUUUAAGACAAGGAGCUCCCGACACUCCCAGGGCUCCCAGCCCGGCUUGGCUGAUCAAGCCAAACUCUCCUUCGCUUCGGCCGAAUCCCUGGAAACCAUGUCGGAAGCGGAGCUGCCCUUGGGGUUCAACAGGAUGAACCGGUUCCGGCAGAGCUUGCCCCUGUCCCGGUCCACCAGCCAGACAAAGCUGCGAUCACCAGGUGUCCUUUUCCUGCAGUUUGGAGAUGAGACGAGGCGCGUCCACAUCACCCACGAGAUCAGCAGCAUGGACACCCUGCACGCCCUCAUUGUCCACAUGUUCCCCCAGAAGCUCACCAUGGGGAUGCUGAAGUCUCCCAACACUGCCAUCCUCAUCAAGGACGAGUCGCGCAACGUCUUCUACGAGCUGGAGGAUGUGCGCGAUAUCCAGGACAGAAGCAUCAUUAAAAUCUACCGGAAAGAGCCGCUCUACGCCUCCUUCCCAGCCUCACACAUCGCCAACGGCGACUUGAGGAGGGAGAUGGUGUACACCUCCAGGGAGUCAUCUCCUACCCGCCGGCUCAACAACAUGUCCCCAGCUUCCCACCUUGCGUCCGGCUCGCCUCCGCCGGUGCUCCAGUCGUCCUCCCCGUCCCGCUCCCGCAUGUCCUACAGCGGGGGCCGCCCACCCUCCUACGCCGGGAGCCCCGUCCAUCACAGCGAGCGGCUCUCCAGCUUGCCCCCGGCCCAGGGCGUCUCGCCCAGCCCCAGCGCCAUCCUGGAGCGCCGGGAUGUGAAACCAGACGAGGACCUGGCUGGGAAGAACGUGGUGCUGGUGAAGAACGAGGGGCUCUACGCUGAUCCCUAUGGCAUGGUGCACGAGGGCAGGCUCAGCAUCACCUCCACUCAGUCCCUGGCUGGCAUGGGAGACCCUUUUGGCUACUCGGGGGGGCUGUACAAGCGAGGCUCAGUUCGCUCUCUCAGCACCUACUCGGCGGCAGCCUUGCAGACGGAGCUGGAGGAUAGCCUGUACAAGCCCAACGCGCCCAUUUACAGCGACACGUACGGCCCCGGGCUGGGCUUCCGCAUGCCCCCGUCCUCCCCGCAGAAGAUGGCAGAGGGGCGGCUGGUGGACGUGCAGCCGGGGCAGAGCCCGCACAGCCCCUACUCGGGACCCCCCAGCCGCUCCUCGCCCGUCCGGCAGUCCUUCCGCAAGGACUCCUGCUCCUCUGUCUUCAUGGAGAGCCCCGUCAACAAGCCGCGCAACCCCAGCGCCUCCGGCCCCCCUGAGCUCUUUCCUGGCCCUGGCGAUCGCCCGCUCUCAGGGUUCAGCUCCCCUGGACCAGCUAAGGAUACAGAAACGAGGGAGCGGAUGGAGGCAAUGGAGAAGCAGAUUGCCAGCCUGACUGGGCUGGUGCAGAGCGCACUGCUCCGUGGCUCCGAGGCUGAGACCCCCAGCGAGAAGACAGAAGCCACUAAUGGUGGGACUCCACCAUCAGCAUCGACCAGCCGCAGUGGCAUGGGGACGCCGGUGCCCGCUCCCCCGCCGCCCUCUGCCACCAGCACUCCGGCGGGACAGCCCACAGCCAUCACCCGCUUGCACAUGCAGCUGCACCUCCACGACCUGCAGCAGAACACCAGCGACCUCCGCAACCAGCUGCAGCAGCUCAAGAAGCUGCAGCUGCAGAACCAGGAGAUGGUGAAGACGAUGCUGCGCCGGACGGAGACGGAGAUCAGCGUGCGGGUGACAGACACCAUGCGCAAGCACGAGGACCCUCUGCAGCGCCAGCGCAGCUUGGUGGAGGAGGAACGGCUGCGCUACCUCAACGAGGAGGAGCUCAUCACACAGCAGCUCAAUGACCUGGAGAAGGCAGUGGAGAAGAUCCAGAAGGAUUUGGCCCACAACCACCGGCUCAUCCCCGUGCAGGAGCUGGAGGAGAAGGCAGUGGUGCUCAAGCAGCUGGGAGAGACACUGACAGACCUGAAGGCCCAGUUCCCCAGCCUGCAAAGCAAGAUGCGGGUGGUGCUGCGGGUGGAGGUGGAAGCUGUCAAGUUCCUGAAGGAGGAGCCGAACCGCCUCGAUGGUCUGCUCAAGCGCUGCAAGACAGUGACAGACACCCUGGCCCAGAUCCGCAGGCAAGUGGACGAGGGCGUGUGGACCUCUCCCAGCAACCUCAGCCAGUCCCCCAAGAAGGUGGCCCCUGAGACAGACUUCAGCAAAGGGCUGGAUCUGGAGAUGCCCACCAGCCCCCCAGUGAACCUCCACCACCUGACAGCUGUCACCGAGACCCUGGGCAUGCCCAGCUUUGGGCACAGCCCCCCUCAAACCCAGACCCACCCCUCCAAGAGCAAUAACCCUUCUCGAGCUCCCGAGAUGGUCCCUGCCAAGACCCAGACAGGCCCGGAGACCCCCAGCAAGAAGAGCGCAGACAAAGCCGUAUCUGUGGAGGCUGCCGAGCGGGACUGGGAGGAGAAGCGGGCAGCACUGACCCAGUACAGUGCCAAGGACAUCAACCGGCUCCUGGAGGAGACACAGGCCGAGCUGAUGAAGGCCAUCCCUGACCUGGAAUUCGCAGCCAAGCACAAGCAAGCCACGGGCAGCAGCAGCACUGCCUCCACACCCGAGCACAAGCCCUCCAAGCCACAGCAUGCACCCAAGUCAGGAGGCAAAGGGGAUCCCAAUGGCCGCAGGGGCUCAGAUGAAUUGACAGUGCCGAGGUACCGGACUGAGAAACCCUCCAAAUCGCCGCCACCUCCCCCUCCACGCCGGAGCUUCCCCUCUUCCCACGGGCUGACCACAGCCCGCAGCGGUGAAGUCAUUGUCACCAGCAAGAAGGAGCCUGGUUUUAUGAAGAAGGCUGAGUCGGAGGAGCUGGAGACCCAGAAGCCCCAGGUGAAGCUGAGACGGACGGUGUCGGAGGUGGUCAGGCCAGCGUCCACCCCUCCCGUCAUCGCCUCUGCCAUCAAAGAUGACGAUGACGAGGACCGCAUCAUUGCAGAGCUAGAGAGUGGUGGAGUUUCCAUCCCAGCCAUGAAGGUGGUGAACCCGGCGUCCCGGCUGAAGCAGACCCAGCAGGGCACCCCUGACAAAGGCAAGCACAUAAAGCAGCGAAUGGAGUACAUGCGGAUCCAGGGCCAGCAGCAGGCCGCUAGACCAUCUAAAGAGGCUAGUGAGACUUCCCCCACGGUCUCAGAAAAACCUGCAUCUGGCAGAACAUCCAUCCCCGUAUUGACUUCCUUUGGGGCAAGGAACUCCUCCAUCUCAUUCUGA
This is a messenger RNA of Colius striatus (speckled mousebird), 3552 nucleotides long. It is a transcript of the gene SRCIN1, whose product is annotated as SRC kinase signaling inhibitor 1. The transcript is spliced from 19 exons. The coding region runs from base 1 to 3552 and encodes 1183 amino acids. The record is from RefSeq and is a predicted model, not a curated record. Gene Ontology annotation, cellular component: postsynaptic density; cytoplasm; actin cytoskeleton. Gene Ontology annotation, biological process: regulation of dendritic spine morphogenesis. Lineage: Eukaryota; Metazoa; Chordata; Aves; Coliiformes; Coliidae.